AUGCAAUACAAAUCAGAAACUCGGGGCUCGUUGUCAUACAACAAGGUGAACAGCAACAUGGGAGUGUUUCCGUCAGAGACUCUGGUGAGGAUAGAGUCUAUGGCGGCAGAAAAUGCGGUGGUUAUAUUCAGCGUGAGCACUUGCUGCAUGUGCCACGCCAUCAAGCGUCUCUUCCGCGGAAUGGGAGUCAGCCCAGCCGUCCACGAGCUCGACCUCCACCCUUACGGCGUCGAUAUCCACCGAGCUCUCCUUCGUCUCCUGGGAUGCUCCAGCGGCGGCGGCGGCGCCACUUCUCCGGGGGCACUUCCGGUCGUUUUCAUCGGAGGGAAGAUGGUAGGAUCAAUGGAGAGAGUGAUGGCUUCACAUAUCAAUGGCUCACUUGUCCCUCUUCUUAAAGAUGCUGGCGCUCUCUGGCUAUGAUCCCAAAGUCCACCUUCUUCUUCUGUGUAUCUUUC
Molecule: messenger RNA, 455 nt
Organism: Eutrema salsugineum
Lineage: Eukaryota; Viridiplantae; Streptophyta; Magnoliopsida; Brassicales; Brassicaceae
Product: glutaredoxin-C8
Exons: 1
Coding region: 1-420 (139 amino acids)
Biological process (GO): negative regulation of DNA-templated transcription; anther development
Cellular component (GO): cytoplasm; nucleus
Source: RefSeq, a predicted model, not a curated record